AUGACAAACUCUUCUCGACAGUUUGAUACCUACGUAAGCCGCGGUGUAAUGCUAAACAAUUACGCCAAUAUCUUCGGGCUUAUUAUGCAAAUGCGACAAGUCUCAAAUCACCCGGAUUUGAUUCUAAAGAAACAUGCCGACGGCGGGCAAAAUGUUCUCGUAUGCAGUAUAUGCGAUGAACCCGCGGAAGAAGCAAUUCGAUCCCGCUGCCAUCACGACUUCUGUCGGCGCUGCGUCAAGGAUUACAUGCGGUCGUUUGACGCUGAUUCUAUCGUUGACUGUCCACGAUGCCACAUUUCUCUUUCAAUUGACCUUGAGCAGCCUGAUAUCGAGCAACACGAAGACCAUAUCAAGAAGAACUCGAUUGUCAACAGGAUCCGAAUGGAGGAUUGGACCUCCUCCACCAAGAUCGAGAUGCUCGUUUACGAACUUUACAAACUGCGAAGCAAGAAGCAGACGUUGAAAUCCAUUGUUUUCUCGCAGUUCACGUCGAUGUUGCAACUAGUGGAAUGGCGUCUACGACGGGCUGGUUUCAAUACGGUCAUGCUCGACGGUACCAUGACACCUGCUCAACGCCAAAAGUCGAUUGAUUAUUUCAUGAACAAUGUGAACGUCGAGGUCUUUCUCGUUUCUCUCAAAGCUGGUGGAGUGGCCCUGAACUUGACUGAAGCCUCGAGGGUCUUUAUCGUUGAUCCGUGGUGGAAUCCUGCUGCAGAGUGGCAGAGCGCCGAUCGAUGCCAUCGAAUCGGCCAACGCCGACCGUGCGUUAUCACGCGACUAUGCAUCGAAGAUUCGGUGGAGUCUCGGAUUGUCAUGCUCCAGGAGAAGAAAGCAAACAUGAUCAACGGGACAAUCAACAAGGACCAGGGAGAGGCACUGGAAAAACUCACGCCGGAGGAUAUGCAGUUCUUAUUCCGAGGAUCGUAG
Molecule: messenger RNA, 927 nt
Organism: Aspergillus calidoustus
Lineage: Eukaryota; Fungi; Ascomycota; Eurotiomycetes; Eurotiales; Aspergillaceae
Source: the annotation of a GenBank genome assembly